Messenger RNA from Erythranthe guttata (spotted monkey flower), 2019 nucleotides. RefSeq lists its product as uncharacterized. Gene Ontology annotation, molecular function: carbohydrate binding; catalytic activity. The record is from RefSeq and is a predicted model, not a curated record. Gene Ontology annotation, biological process: carbohydrate metabolic process. NCBI's taxonomy places the organism in Eukaryota, Viridiplantae, Streptophyta, Magnoliopsida, Lamiales, Phrymaceae.
AUGGGAAAAUCGGGCCUCAACUCGAUCUUCUCGUGGCAGCUUGUAGCGAUCGUGCAGCUAUUUUUUCUACUAAUUGCAACUCAUUCUCAUAAUUCGGAUAGACAUAAGCAUGGGAAAGGCAGAAGAAGCCAUGCUGGUGCUGGAGUGCAUUUGCUUCAACAAAACCAUACCGUUUCGUUGACAAAUGGGAUUGUCAACGUCUUAUUGACAAUACCGGAUGGUAAUGUUAUCAGUGUAACAUACAAAGGGGGUGACAAUUUGCUUGAAACUCAAAACAAAGAAAAUGAUAGAGGGUAUUGGGAUCUUAUCUGGAACAAGCCCGGGGCUCCGACUAGCAUGGAUAAGCUAGAAGGAACGAGUUAUAAGAUUAUCGUUCAAAAUAAUGAUCAAACGGAGAUAUCGUUCACUAGAACAUGGGCAGUCGGCAGUGCACGAAUGCCUUUAAAUAUCGAUAAGAGAUUCGUAAUGCUAAAAGACUCCCCGGGAUUUUAUACGUACACCGUGCUCGAGCGCUUAAAAGGAUGGCCUGCUUUCGAUAUUCAAGAAGGAAGAUUUCUUUUCAAGCUUCAAGAAAACAAAUUUCAUUACAUGGCUAUGUCGGACGAUAGGCAAAGAGUUAUGCCAAUGCCCGUUGACCGUAUACCCGGUCACGGUCAACCUCUCGAUUAUCCGGAAGCUGUUCUCUUAACGAAUCCAACUAAUCCCCAGCUCAAAGGAGAGGUGGACGAUAAAUAUUUAUACUCGUGCGAUAAUAAAGAUAACAAGGUCCACGGUUGGGUAAGCAGUGAUCAAGGAGUCGGGUUUUGGAUGAUAACGCCUAGCAACGAGUUUCGUACGGGUGGGCCCCUCAAACAAGAUCUCACUUCUCAUGUUGGACCAACCCUACUUUCUAUGUUUAUUAGCACACAUUAUGCUGGCGAAGAUCUUGCACUCAAGUUUCAGACCGGCGAUUACUGGAAAAAGGUUCUCGGUCCGGUUUUCGUUUAUCUAAACUCCGACCCUUCGGCCAAGACUAAUCCUUCCGUCCUUUGGAAUGAUGCCAAACAAAGGAUGCAAAAGGAGGUAAGCAGUUGGCCAUAUAAUUUCCCACUUUCAGUAGAUUUCCUUAAAUCUAACCAAAGGGGAGCUGUCAAAGGUCAAUUACUUGUUCAUGACUGGUACAAAAAUAAGAUGGCUGAGCCUGGAGCAUCAGCUUAUGUGGGAUUGGCACCACAAGGAGGCCCUGGAUCAUGGCAAUUUGAAAACAAGGGCUACCAAUUUUGGACACAAGCCGACCAACACGGGAAUUUUGCGAUUACGAAUGUAGUGCCCGGAACUUACAGCUUGUUUGCAUGGGUGCCUGGAUUCGUCGGAGAUUACAAACAUGCUUCAGACAUAACUAUCACACCGGGAUCAAAUAUUCAGGCAACUAAUGUUGUUUUUGUUCCUCCGAGAAAAGGCGCAACUUUGUGGGAGAUUGGAGUUCCCGAUCGAACGGCUGCCGAGUUUUUCAUACCCGAUCCUAACCCUUCAUUCAAGACGUAUCCAUAUAGAGCACCUGUCGAAAAGUUCAGACAGUACGGACUUUGGGCACGUUACAAGGAUAUUCAUCCGGUGACGGACCAAGUUUACACCGUGGGAUUAAGUGAUUAUAAAAAGGACUGGUUUUUCGCGCAUGUUCCUAAGAAUGUGGGACCUAGACAAUUUGCUGCAACAACAUGGCAAAUAAUAUUUGACCUCAAGAGUAUUGCUAAAGGGAGUUACACUCUCCAAUUAGCACUUGCAUCAGCUAAUGCAGCUGAAGUACAAGUACGAGUGAAUAAUCCGAAUUCGGCAGCACUAUUUACAACAAGAUUAAUCGGUAAGGACAAUGCAAUAGCAAGACAUGGAAUUCAUGGGUUGUACCAUUUAUUCAGCAUCGACAUACCAGGCACUCAGCUCGUCGUCGGGAAAAAUACCAUUUUCUUAACUCAGGCAAGAAGCAUAUCGCCCUUCUGCGAAGUCAUGUACGAUUAUAUACGUUUAGAAGGGCCUGCCUAA